AUGGGCGUAGACGGGCCAGGGGAGGAAGCGGCAUUCCAACCCGACGGCCGCUUCUGGGCCAUCAUCGUCACCUGUUCGGUCACCUGUCUGCUUAGCGCCCUCGAAAACACGGUCGUGACAACGGCGCUGCCGAACAUCGUGGGAGAACUCGACCUGGGCGGCAACUAUGUCUGGGUAACCAAUGUGUUCUUCCAGACAGGGUGGGCUCUACUAUCUGCUGCCGUCCAGCCCCUAUUCGGCCAACUGGCCGACAUCUACGGCCGCCGAUGGGUCACCAUGGUCAUCGUGGCCUUCUUCACCUUGGGCAGCGGCAUUGCGGGAGGUGCGACGAACGGCGCCAUGCUCAUCGCCGGCCGCGCCGUCCAGGGCAUCGGCUCGGGCGGCAUCUACAUCAUCAUCGACGUGAUCGUGUCGGACCUCGUUCCGCUGCGCCUCCGGGGCAACUACAUCGCCGUCAUCCUCGUCGUGUACACGGUCGGCACGGCAAUCGGGCCGUGGGUGGGCGGAGAGAUCGUUGCCACAACGACGUGGCGCUGGGUGUUCUACAUCAACCUCCCGAUUGGCGGCGCGGCCAUGGUCAUGAUCUACCUCUUCCUGCGCGUCCAGCGCAACCGCAGCCAGACUGCCAUGCAGAAACUGCUCCGCAUCGACUACGGCGGCAACGCCAUCCUCGUCGGGUCGAUCGUAGCGAUCCUCUACACGCUCACUUAUGGCGGCACCAAGUAUGCGUGGUCCGCCGCUGGGAUUUUGGUGCCACUGAUCAUCGGUCUCGCCGGCCUUGUUGUCUUCAUGUGGUAUGAGCGGACCGUCGCUGCGGAGCCCGUCGUGCCGCCAGCCCUGUUCCGGAACCGCACGUCGAGCAUCAUCUUUGCGGCCACUUUCCUCAACUCGGCCCUGGUGUACUGGAUAUUGUUCUUCCUUCCCGUGUACUUCCAGGCCGUCCAUGGCACCUCGGCGGCCCGCGCCGGCGUCCUGCUCCUCCCCGCCAUCCUGUUCGGCAUCCCCGGGGCCAUCAUCGCCGUCCUGCUGCUAGCCAGGUUCGGCAGGUACAAGCCACUGCACCUCUUCGGCUUCGCCGUUAGCAUCGUCGGCUGUGGCCUCUUCACGCUGCUCGACGAGCACAGUACGCUGGCGCUGUACGUCGUGUUCCAGAUGGUGGCGGCCAUCGGCAGCGGCUUCGUGCUUAACACGCUGCUGCCGGCGGCGCAGGCACAGCUCGACGAGAGGCACCAGGCGGCGACGACGGCCGCGUGGUCGUUUAUGCGCUCGCUCGGCAGCAUCUGGGGCGUGGCGAUCCCGGCGGCCGUGUUCGACAACCGGUUCUCGCAGGUCGCCGCGCGCACCAUCGCCGACCCGGCCGUGCGCGCGCUGUUCGACGGCGGCAACCGCGCGUAUGAGAACGCGCACGCCGACUUCAUCGCGUCAUUCCCGCCGCCCGUGCACGACCAAAUCGUCCGGACGUACGCCGACGCGCUGAGGCUGAUCUGGCAGAUCUCGAUUGCCUUCUCGGCCGUCAACUUCCUCAUUAUUAUCUUCGAAAAGGAGGUGCCGUUGAGGACCGAGCUGGAGACCGAGUUUGGCCUGGAGGAUAGUAGUCGGAAGGGGGCGGCGGUGGAGGGAAGGGACGCCGGCGAGAAGGGGCAGGCCGGGGCAGGUGAAGGGGAGGUUGAUGCUUCCGCGGCAUAAGGAGACGGUUGGUUUUUUUUGAAGGUUUUCUGUUGUACAUGGGCUCCUUUGCUUCAAUAAGUG
Thermothielavioides terrestris NRRL 8126 is the source of this 1749-nucleotide messenger RNA. RefSeq lists its product as uncharacterized. Bases 1 to 1686 code for a protein of 561 amino acids. Gene Ontology annotation, molecular function: transmembrane transporter activity. The transcript has 4 exons. Gene Ontology annotation, biological process: transmembrane transport. NCBI's taxonomy places the organism in Eukaryota, Fungi, Ascomycota, Sordariomycetes, Sordariales, Chaetomiaceae. The record is from RefSeq and is a predicted model, not a curated record.